GGACUCUCCAGCAUGCGCCUGUUUGCUUGGUGCCGCUCUCUUGAUAAAUCACAACAAAGCUUCCAGAAGGAGAGGAAGGAUGGACGGCACCACUGCCCCUGUCACUAAAUCUGAAGCUGCCAAGUUAGUUAAGAGAAAUUUCCUGGAGGCUCUAAAGUCCAAUGACUUCGGAAAAUUGAAGGCUAUUUUAAUCCAAAGGCAAAUAGAUGUGGACACUGUUUUUGAAGUCGAAGAUGAGAAUAUGAUUUUGGCAUCUUAUAAACAAGGUUAUUGGUUGCCUAGCUAUAAAUUAAAGUCUUCCUGGGCCACAGGCCUGCAUCUCUCUGUCUUGUUUGGUCAUGUGGAAUGCCUUCUGGUGCUACUGGACCACAAUGCUACCAUCAACUGUAGACCAAAUGGGAAAACCCCUCUUCAUGUGGCUUGUGAAGUGGCUAAUGUGGAUUGUGUUAAGGUCCUCUGUGAUAGAGGGGCAAAACUCAAUUGCUACUCCUUAAGUGGACACACAGCUUUGCACUUUUGUACAACUCCAAGUUCCAUUCUCUGUGCCAAGCAAUUGGUUUGGAGAGGGGCGAAUGUGAACAUGAAGACCAACAACCAAGAUGAGGAGACGCCCUUGCACACGGCUGCCCACUUCGGCCUCUCAGAGCUGGUGGCCUUCUACGUGGAGCACGGGGCCGUAGUGGACAGCGUGAAUGCCCACAUGGAGACGCCCCUGGCCAUCGCCGCCUACUGGGCCCUCCGCUUUAAAGAGCAGGAGUACAGCACCGAGCACCACCUCAUCUGCCGCAUGCUGCUCGACUACAAAGCCGAGGUCAAUGCCCGGGAUGACGACUUUAAAUCUCCCCUCCACAAGGCAGCCUGGAACUGUGACCACGUGCUCAUGCACAUGAUGCUAGAAGCUGGCGCCGAAGCCAAUCUCAUGGAUAUCAAUGGCUGUGCUGCCAUCCAGUAUGUACUGAAGGUCACCUCUGUGCGCCCUGCUGCGCAGCCUGAGAUCUGCUACCAGCUCCUGUUAAAUCACGGGGCAGCCCGAAUAUACCCUCCACAGUUCCACAAGGUGAUACAGGCCUGCCAUUCUUGUCCUAAAGCAAUUGAAGUUGUAGUCAAUGCCUAUGAACACAUCAGAUGGAACACAAAGUGGAGAAGAGCUAUCCCUGAUGAUGACUUGGAGAAAUACUGGGAUUUUUACCACUCUCUCUUUACUGUGUGCUGUAACUCUCCAAGGACUCUCAUGCAUUUAUCGAGAUGUGCCAUUAGAAGAAUGUUACACAACAGAUGUCACAGAGCAAUUCCUUUGCUUUCCCUCCCAUUGUCAUUGAAAAAGUACUUGCUUUUAGAGCCAGAGGGAAUUAUUUAUUAAGCCUUAUGAGACAGCAGGUCCCAAUCCUAGGUAUUUAAGUGGACUCUCUGGGUAGACACAGUUUGCAUAAAUAAUAUGGUACUUGGGUUGAUUAUAACACUUCAGGGAUUUCAAAACACUUUACAAACACUAUGUCAUUAAUCCUAGCAUAUCAUUGUAUGGGGAAAUAAACAAGAAGUAAAGUUAAGGAAUUUUCAAAGACAAGGAUGUGUUCAGAACACACUAAUAUAACGGUAAUAACUAAUACAUAUAGUGCUUUUACUAAGUGCCUGAAAUAUUUUUCUAAAACUUUUCAUAUCUUAUCUCAUCUGAAAUGGGACCCAGGUUUUCUUCCAACCAGUCUAAUUCUCUGCCUUAUCAGUAAUAUCUUUACAUUCUCAUUCAGACAGCCACAUAGCAGGCUUUGUGAUUGGCCUCUUAAACUUGGUGUCUUCCCCCAUUAUCCCUUAGCAAUAAUUACUGUCGCUAGUUUUGCAAACUCCUACUCCCCAAACCAAGCUACUCAAGUUUAUUUCAGUGAUGAAAGCACAUGAGCUUAGUCAAAACAAGGAGAUAUUGGAGUCAAAUUAGGAAUGAGAACAAAAUAUCAGCCCAGUUAUUAGUCAAGGAUGGACAUUUGAACACACAUCAUUGAGCCGGAGACUGGAGAUGCAAAGAUGAGUCCCGUGUGACUCCUGCCCUCCAAGAUCUCACCAUUUAGCUUAGGAUCCAGACAUACAUGCAGGUAACUGCAAUAUAAAGGGACGGGGCAAGAGUACAGGUGCAGACUCAUUUUUAGUGCUUGUCUUUCAGAGUUGUGUUACUGACAUGAAGUGUGAUUUUUCUUUUAAGCAUGAAGAUAAGGAGUGAAGGGGUUAUGUAAAGUAAAGGGAUCUCCUGCUUUUGUUAGUAUAUUUUAAGUUUUUUUAACAUCUAGAUAAGUGUGUUAUUUGGUUAGUACUAUAAGUAUGUUAUUUGGUUAGACUCCUUGAGAAAAAUAUUCCACACUCAAUGACUCCCAUGCAUGUGACAAGGAAGUAUAGGAAAAUAGGGGAAAGAAAGCAUGUGAGGGGACUUAGCUGAUUACUUUGGUCUUUUUAUGUAGCAGACUGACAUUUCAUAGCAUUUUAGCUAAAAGAUAAGGAGCACUUUGCUAGUGACAGUGGAUUACAAAAAGUAAAUAAAGAGAGACUUUUUGAAAAUGGUAAAAAUUUGAGAAACUUGAGAAGGUAAGUGUGUUAAUCAGGCUUGCUAGUUAGAGUAUUGCAGAAAGAGAAAUGUAGGUGAUUAAGCUCUGGGCCUUGUGGUUUAUGAGGUCAAUUUUGCUUCACUUUUUUAUUCUUGCUCAUCACUUUUAGUUAAGCUCAUUGCCUCUUAGCAUCAUUUCUUAGAGGUUAAAGCAGAAGUAAAUUGCAAACAAAUCUGUCAGUCGUGAGUAGGUUUAUUUUAUGUGUGUAGUUCUCCAUCAUAUUUAACUUUGGAUGCUGGAGUGUUGAAUAGAGAUGAUGUCAAAUAUUCCACUAGGCUUUCAUUUAAUGUAACUGGUGAUCACCUAACUGGUUAAUCCCAGUUUAGACUGUGCUUCUGAACUGGGAUUCUCUUACCCCUAGGGGUGUGGAGUAAAAGUCAUAGGUGGAUAGUUUUUUAGUCUUUUAAGUAUCAGUUUUACUCAGAUAUUUUGGGGGAAAUAUUUUUGUACUAAAACAAGAUCUAUAUCAUGGAACAGAAUGGUGAAUUUGUAUGAAUUAUUCAUAUAAAGCUUGAUCUUUCAAAAAAUAGUUUGCUUGCAGCAAGUAGUAUUAGAACACAUCCUAGAACAGAAUGAAAUGCAUUUUGCAGAAACUUGGACGGAGCUGGAGACCAUUAUUCUAAGUGAAGUAACUCAGGAGUAGAAAGUGAAAUACUGUAUGUUCUCACUUAUAAGUGGGAGCUAAGUGAUGAGGAUACAAAGACAUACAGAUAUAAUGAACUGUGAGGACGUGUGAGGGGAAGCUUGAGAGAGGGGUGAGGGAUCAAAGACUACAUACUGGGUAUAGUGUACACUCCUCGGGUGACAGGUGCACUAAAAUCUCAAAAUUCACCGCUAAAGAAUUUAUCCAUGUAAUCAAAAACCACCUCUACCCCCCAAAACCAUUGCAAUCUUAAAAAUAGCAAUAAUUUAAAAAAUAAAAAAAAGAACACACUCUGGAGCAAUCGGAGGAUUGCUUGGUGCCCUGCAUCUUAAGGAGAAUUCUGGCAGAAAAGCUCAUGACGCACUGACUUGGGGCAAGUAAAACUGAUGUUGGAGACAAAGGGAGACAAAGGAAUAGGAUUCCUGUUCCUUCCCCAGGGAAUGAAAACUUUUCUUAUUCACUUUGCUUGUGCUCAAACACUCAUGUUAAUCUAGUAUAGAAUACAUGAAUACAUGGCUACUUGUUUCUAACUGUUUGUUGGUGGAUUUAAAAUGGUUUUUCCUUAUCUUUGAACUUUUAUUUAGAGAACACAAAUAAAGCUCUUCUGUCUUCUUUCA
Molecule: messenger RNA, 3848 nt
Organism: Callithrix jacchus (white-tufted-ear marmoset)
Lineage: Eukaryota; Metazoa; Chordata; Mammalia; Primates; Cebidae
Gene: ASB4
Product: ankyrin repeat and SOCS box containing 4
Biological process (GO): intracellular signal transduction
Molecular function (GO): protein binding
Source: RefSeq, a predicted model, not a curated record